GCUGGGUGACAGCAGCAGGCGACAGGAAGACUUUUAUUCUGAAGGACGUGGUUACCGGAAGUAGUAGUUUGUUGUCAUUACCGGAGCGUGUCUGUGUCCUCCGGUGAAAUAACCGGUAAACUGUACUAUAAACAGCGUAGAAAGUGUGCGCGCGACGUUAAACGGGUGAGAGCAGCUUCGCAGCAGCCGUGUGGCGGGAAACGGACGCUGUUACCGGUGUGGAGCGGCGCUUCGAGUCACAGUCACGGAAGUUGUCGGCUAACGUUGCUAGCUGCUGUGAUUAGCUCGGCUGACAGGAUUAGCUCGGGGCUGAGGACACUGGCGGAGGGCUCGAUGGCAGCGAGGAGGAGCGAGCCCGGGGAGCCGUGAAGGUGAGCCUUGUCACCCGGCCUACCUGCUCACAGCCGCACGUCUGCCACGUCAGAGGACUGCGUCACCUGUGCAGGAUGCUCCAGGGGCCGUACAGCAGCCUGGACCGGGACCGGCUCCUCAUCCGGCUGCCGUUCAAAAGCUUCGCCGUGGGGACGGUUCUGCUGCCAGUGACCGGCUUCAUCGCCUGCAUCUUCAUCUCCCUCUUGUACCACUAUGAGGACGCGACGUACACGCACUGUAAGGUGUCCAACUACCUCCCGUCCAUCAGCUCCGCCAUCAGCCGUGUGCCGGAGCGCUACAUCUGGCGCGGCUGCAUCGGGCUGCACUCGGCGCCGCGGUACCUGGUGGCCUUCGCCUACUUCAGCUUCUACCGCAGCCGCUUCGCCAACAGGCUGCUGGAGCUGCUGCUGAGCGGGCUGGCGCUCCUCUGCAGCCUCGCUGAGAACACCGGCCUGGUGAUGCUCACGUACGUGUCGUCCACGGAAACCUACAGUGUUCAUAAGUACGGGUUCAUCACGUUCAUAGGGAGCUCGCUGGUGCACAUGCUCAUUACGUGCCGGCUGUGGUACGUCAUCAAGAGACACUACGUGAGCCCAGAGGAAGUGACAUCAUAUCGCUGGAAGCUGCGUCUCUUCCUGUUCAACAUCAGCUGCUGUGUGAUCGCCGCCUACUUCUUCAGACGCCACAACAAAUACUGUGAAGCAGGAAUCUACUCCCUGUUCGCCGCCUUCGAGUACCUGGUGGUCUUCUCCAACAUGGCCUUCCACAUGACGGCCUUCUGGGACUUUGGGAGCAAAGAGGUGACCGUGGCCACGCCGCCGGAGGACAAACGAUACUGAGCUGGAGGGGCGGGGAGUUUCUACCAUUUCUGAACUCAUGAACAGAGAGAGGAGUCUAAUGACAUCAUUCCAACGACAUCCCUGACCUUCGGAGCGGGACGGCGUGAUGGACACGUGGACCAGAGUUCUUCUUCUCUUGUUGUUUCUCUAGUGCGCCUGUGUCUUUAAAUUGUCAGAAAUGAUGCGUAUUGAUGAUGUCAUUGAUGGAUCAGCCCACUGUGAUGAUGUCACACUUGUUUGUUUACAGAAACAGCUGAUCAGGGUUUUAAUGGUUUUAUUUCCACACAGAUAAAAACAAUCACAGACGCCUCAGAGACAGAAUAAAUGUGAUGAUGAUGAUUUCAUGGUGGUGUUCUAAAUCCUCGUCGUCACCUGAUGUGUUUAGUUUAUAAAAACAAAAAAAGCUUUUCCAAAGUGGACGAUGAAUAAACGCUGAAGGAGAAAGUGUUGGAAAUAUAAAGUAUAGAAAUAAAAA
Messenger RNA from Oreochromis niloticus (Nile tilapia), 1686 nucleotides. Its product is annotated as post-GPI attachment to proteins factor 2. The transcript has 6 exons. The record is from RefSeq and is a predicted model, not a curated record. The coding region runs from base 447 to 1211 and encodes 254 amino acids. Gene Ontology annotation, biological process: GPI anchor biosynthetic process. Lineage: Eukaryota; Metazoa; Chordata; Actinopteri; Cichliformes; Cichlidae. Gene Ontology annotation, cellular component: endoplasmic reticulum membrane; Golgi membrane.